Messenger RNA from Paramecium tetraurelia, 891 nucleotides. RefSeq lists its product as uncharacterized. The transcript has a single exon. The record is from RefSeq and is a predicted model, not a curated record. NCBI's taxonomy places the organism in Eukaryota, Ciliophora, Oligohymenophorea, Peniculida, Parameciidae.
AUGAAUUAAGUUUUGAAAAAGCUCCUCAGAAAAUAUUAGUUGGUGGGAAAUCAAGUCGAGGGUAAAUAUCUAAUUCCCAAUCCUCCUUCGAGAGUGGCAUCACCUUUCAUCUUAUUUUUGAAUGAGUAAUAAAAACAAUUAAAAUCAGAAUUACAAUAAAAGGUAGAAUAAAGAGAUAUUAUUAAAUUGCUGAAUCAACAUUACAAGCUUUUGACUCCAGAACAAAAGUAAAAGUACUUCGAUCAAUAUCGAAUCUCUCUAUUGUAAUACAUGUAGGCGAAGAGGAUCUAUGAUUACACAUUCAAAUACAACCAAAACAAUGGGAUUAAGAAGUUAGAGUCAGCAUAUGUGACAAUGAAAAGAAGUGAAAAGAGGAGUUUGAACAAAGAGUAAUUGACCAUUGAACAAAUAAGGGAAUAAUUUGGGAAACAACAAUUUGAAUUGAGUCAAGUGAAAUUGAAGGAUGCCACUCCAGAGGAAUUGGAAAUAGUUCAACAAGUUUUCAAUAUGAUCACUCUCCGUUAGAUUCAAAUCAAAAUAAAUUGCCAAUAAUUUAGAAUACCUGAUUUAUUCAAUUAGGUCAAAUUCAAAAAGAAGUGCAAAGAAUUCACACAGAGCUUCUUGAGAUAACAAAAGUAGGAAUUGACAUUCUAACAAUACUUGAUUCAAUUCCAAGAAAUGAAGGAGGAUCAAUUGAUCAAAUAUAAUAGUGAGUUAUUAGAGUUAAGUAAGAAAUUGAAUGACGAUCCUUCGAAUGUGGAAUUGGCAAUUAUUUUAAAUUUGGACAAACCGAAGAAGAAGGAGGAGAUAUCGAGAAAGAGAAGUAUGAAUGUGGAUUCGCAAAAUAAGUUCUUAAAUGUUUUAACUGAAUACUUUAAAGAAGACCCGUGA